CCAGUAUCCCCACGGAUAUCCCAGUAUCCUCAGAUAUCCCAGUAUCCACAGGGAUAUCCCAGUAUCCACGCUAGGAGAGGCUGAGGAGCGAACCGCGCUGUUAAAUCCCCUGAGGACACACCGAGGUCACUUCACCAGAGGAAAACCCGGCUCUUUUCUUUUUUUUUUUACUUUUUGAAAGCGUGAAAACAACUUAUUCCCAAAACGUUCCGGGAGUGCUUUUCUCAGGUGUCUGGAUCCAAAUCUCGUGGCCGCACUCAAAAUCCAGAAGAUGAUGCCUUGAUUGCACGAGGAGCAGCGCGGCGCGGCCACAUUCCCAGAUUUUCAUCGCGUGGAUGCUGAGAGUUCCUCGGGGGAGGAGCUUUGCCGGGGGUCUCCUGAAGGAUGGAGAAGAAGAAAAUCCUGAUGAAGUCCAAAGCUGCUGCUCCCAACCUCCUGAGGGCUCUGCAUUCCCUGUACCGGCUGGGGCUGUUCUGCGAUGUGACAGUCCUCACCCAGCACCUGGGAAUCCAGGAGGAAUUCCUGGCUCACAAAGCCGUCCUGGCUGCUUCCAGCAACUACUUCAGGGGGCUUUUCCUGCACCAGGAGAUGCUGGACGCCCCGAAGUGCACGGUGACCCUGCAGGACAUCUACACCGAGGAGUUCAACUCCUUCCUGGAGUUCGUGUACACGGCUGAGGUGGAGAUCGAGGUGGGGAAGCUGCAGCGGAUGAAGGAGAUCGCGGAAAGGCUGGAAUGCAAGGAUCUGCUGGACAUCUGCGAAGAAGUGAAGGUAGAGGACAGGAAGGGCUUGGAUUUGAACCUCCACCUGAAAGGGCAGAGGGAUGAAAAUGGGGGGUCACAGUGGCCUCCCGUCCAGCAAGAGGAGAACCCCAGGAGCUCUUCCCAGAUCAUGGCGAUGCCCAUGCAGAGGAGACUUUGGAAUAGGCAGAAACAUAAGGAGCUGCUGCCGGGCUAUGAGCUCACUGGAGGCCAAGCAGGAGCCGUGAAGCAGGAGGCCACAGAUUUUCCAGCCCCAAAAUCCAGGCCAGCAAAGCCACCCAAGAUGGAUUCCCGAAGCAGACCGGGUGUCGCCAGCCUGCAAAACAAGGAUGGCCGCUCCCUCCGCGGGACGCAGGAGCCGAAGAAGGAAUCCCAGGUGUGUCCGUACUGUGACAAGGCCAUCAGCUCCAAGCGUGGCCUGGCCCUGCACAUCCGCACACACACCGGGGACAGGCCCUACCACUGCCAACGCUGCCCCGCCAGCUUCGCCCACGGGGCUGCCUACACCUCCCACCUCAGGAAAAUCCAUGAGUCUGGGCAAGAGAGGAAACUCCUGCCUGUCUGUUGGAUGGUGGUUCCACCCACGAGCCAUGACAAAGAUCCCAACAGAGAGACUUGGGAUGGGACACCAGAAACCUCAGGGUAUGGGGAAGACCCCGGGAAUCCAUCUGCUGCUGAAGCAGAAAGGAGCAAGGAGCAAAAGGAAUUCCAGGAAGGUGAAGAAGGGAACAAAGCUGGAGGUGGAAUGAGUGUGAAGGGUGAGGAGCAGGGAGACUAUGACACAGGAUCCUCGGAAGUGGAAGGAAGCAGCGACAACGAGGAAUGUUCUGAGGAGGAGGAGGAGGAGGAUGAAGCCUCAGCAGAGAAGGAGAGCAGAGAACCCAACGCAGGAGGUGGAGUGAGUGUGAAGAGCGAGGAGGAUCAGGGAGACUAUGACCCAGGAUCCUCAGAAGUGGAAGGAAGCGAGGACAGCGAGGAAUGUUAUGAGGAGGAGGAGGAGGAUAAAGCCUCAGCAGAGGACACCAGAAAAUCCAAAGCAGGGUCCAAACCAAAGAAGGGCAGUAAAAGUGCAGCCAGGAAGAAAUCCACCCGCGUGAUGCACUGCGACAAGUGCCAGGAGCAGUUUGUUUCCUGGCAAAAGUACGUGGCUCACUGCCGGGAUGUGCACCAGAGCCUGCCGGGCAAGGCAUACCGCUGCGAGGAGUGCGGCAAGGCCUUCGCCAGCUACACCAGCUGCAAGGAGCACCGCGCCUGCGUGCACAGCGACGAGAGGCGCUUCUCCUGCCCCCUCUGCCAGGCCACCUUCAAGAGGAAGCGGGAUGUGAAGACUCACAUCAUGAGGAAGCACGAGGGCAGGAUCAAGCGGCCGCUGUGCUCCAUGUGCGGCAAGAUACUGAGCUCCCCCACGGCGCUGGUGUUCCACAUGCGCACCCACACCGGAGAGAAGCCCUACGAGUGUACCGUGUGCCACGCCAGGUUUGCUCAGCCUUCCCAGCUCAAGAUCCACACCAGAUCCCACACUGGGGAGAAGCCCUACGUUUGUGAGGAGUGCGGCGUUUCCUUCGUCGACAGAGGAAAACUCAACAGCCACAAAAGGACACACACAGGAGAGCGGCUCUUCAGGUGCGACGUGUGCGGGAAGCACUUUGCCACCAACGAGUACCUCAAGUGCCACAAGCGCUGUCACCUGGGAGCCAAACCCUACAAGUGCGAGGUCUGUGGGAAAACCUUCGGCCUCAGAGCCUCCCUGGUCCAGCACAGCAACGUCCAUGCAGAGACCCGUCCGUAUUCCUGCGAGCAGUGUGGGAAGGCCUUCACUCAGCAGGGAGCUCUGCGCCGGCACCAGCGCAUCCACACCGGGGAGAAGCCCUACAAGUGCAGCGCCUGCGGAAGGGCCUUCACCGACAUGUCCACCCUGCGCCGGCACGUGGUGGUCCAUGACCGGAACGCUCACUGGAAAAGCUUCGUGAUCGACCUCACACAGAAGAAAGAGCACAAUUGGUCCAAAAUCGAGACUGUAGCGCAAGUGCAGCCAGGAGGAGAUCCCGGGCCGGAAGUUUGGUCUGUUCUCCACGGGGAACUUUAUAAACCAGAAAGUGCUAAAGCAGCAGCAGCAGAAGCAGCAGCAGCAGAAGAAGAAGAAAAAGAAGAAGAAGCAGCAGCAGCAGCAGCAGCAGCAGAUGUGACACCUGCCCCUGGGGACACCGGGGACACUGACCCCUCCCUUUUGUCUUUGUAAAGCCCAUUUGAGCCCCAAAAAUGGGCGGGUUGAGGCCGAAUGGUGGGAAUUACCCUUUGGAACGCAGGGAAUUGUCCCCUGCCAUCACUGCAGCUGCCUCGGGAGCUGUGCUGCGGGUGGUAAAGGGUGUUUAUCCCGCUGAAAUGUUUGCAUCUCUGUCCAGAGGUCUACUUCUCCCAAAGCUGUGGGAACAUCCCAUUGGGAAUGGGCAGGGCGGGGUGUGCAUUUAUACAAACACAGCGCGCUGUAAAUCCCCAAGCUCUCCUUUAAUAAAGCUGUCAGUGCCGCCGA
Molecule: messenger RNA, 3291 nt
Organism: Catharus ustulatus (Swainson's thrush)
Lineage: Eukaryota; Metazoa; Chordata; Aves; Passeriformes; Turdidae
Product: GDNF-inducible zinc finger protein 1-like
Exons: 8
Coding region: 385-3000 (871 amino acids)
Biological process (GO): regulation of cytokine production; regulation of immune system process; negative regulation of transcription by RNA polymerase II
Molecular function (GO): protein binding
Source: RefSeq, a predicted model, not a curated record